AUGCCACAGUCACUUUGGCCGCUUGCUGUCUCUGUGACAUGCCUACUUGUCGUGGCAGGAUGCGUCAGCGGCGAGCGAAAACCGCUCCGCUCCGCCGUUCUUCUGGACCUUCGAAGCACGAAGAUGACGGAAGCGGCACUGGGAGCGGCAAUCGACAAAUACGUCGCAAACUCCAGUGGGGCUGUCGCCGAGGUUUUUUCGCAAAGGCCCCUCAUCCUUAAUUCGAAUGGAAGCCUGCUAUCCGCCCUGGUGGAAGUGGAGAAACUAUUGUCCGAUGAAAAGUCAUUUAUAGAUGUUCUCUUCCUUGCGGAAACCGCAGACGUCUCCGUUGGCGUCAGUGACGCCUUGAAACGAAGCGGCAAGGCCCAUUCUCUCACAAUUCUCUCGGCACAUACGUCAAACCCUAAAUUGUGUGAUGUGGAGGCUAAUCCCAACACGCUGUGCCUUGUGCCGCGAGAUUCCGUGAACGUGCGCGGUGUAUUAGAGACCGUCUCCUCUGAGCUAGCGUGGGACUCCGUCGCCGUUGUAUUUGGCAGUGAUGCGUACGGAACGGGUGUGGAAUCUGUUUUGGACACUCAAGUCGCACUUGCGCGUUCGGCCCCAACCGUUGUCGCGAAGGUGUUUAUUAAAGCCAGUGGGACUGCGGAUGACGAUGACAAUGUCAUACGCAAGGUGCUUGAGUACCGUUCGGCUGGCAUUCUUUGCUUCGUGGGUGAGGCCGGGUUUGUGCGUCUUCGUUCCGCGAUUGCGCGUCUUGGAAAAGAGGAUGAGCUCUUUUUGCUCGGAUCGCACGAGGCAGUUAACGUGCUUGGCGUUUUGCAAGCCUCGCCGCACGCCCUUGGGAAGCUUUGGGGGGCGCUCUUUGUGCCGCGGUACACCUCCGUUGCAAACCUCGUCUCACAUGCCUAUUUUGAUCUCCAGCACCUUGACGACCACGGUGCGUUUGUGGUGAGUCAUUUGUUUGACGCUAUGCAGGCCGUGGCGCUGGCGGCUGACACUUCAGCCACCGCAAUCCGGUUGGGGCGCUUUGACGGAUUUACCGGCACUGUCGCCUUUGACGCGAUAACAGGUCAACGCGAGGAGAUUGUCUAUUCUCUCCUGAGCAAGACUUACACCGCAGAUCGGCCACUCAUCACAUGGAGUCGUAAUUCCAGUGCAUCCAAGCCGGUCAUCAGAAACUUCAAUCCGCCGGAAACAAAAGCCAUCAUUUCGUCAUCACCUCUGCGUGCGGUGACGGUCUGCAUGGCUGCUGCGCCUAGUUGUUCUGAGGCAGAGUCUAUUAACGCCAUGACGUACGUAUUCUUGCACCAGAACAACAAGACGAGUUCCGUGAAAGGGGCGACGACGUUCAUUCCCUUGCUGCUUAAUACAGGUCUGAGCGGGGUGGAGGGGUUGGCGUCGUUGAUACCAGUGGCGCGUUCCUGCUCUGUGCUUCUGGGACCCGGACGCAGCCGCGUCGCACUGGCGCUCACGCCGGUGGUUAACCAAUUUGCCAUCACUCAGCUUGACUACAACACGGCGGAGGGGCUCUUUUCGGACCGGAUACUGUAUCCGUAUUUCUCUCGCUCCACCCCGCAGAAUGAGUUUAAUUACAUGACCUACGGGGAGGUGUGCGCCUAUUUUGGCUGGGAGCGGGUGGUACUUGUGGGAAUCAAUGACCAGUUUGGAAAUGCCCGUGUGGAGUCGAUGCAGAAGUCUAUGCGGCAGCGGAAUAUUCACGUGGAACAGUCUCACAUGAUUUCAACCACUGACAGGGAGCACCUCGUGGGCGUCAUGGAUACCAUUUACAAGAAGGAUAUUGCCCGUGUUAUUAUUGUGCUUUUGCCCCUCUACGGUGAUGACGCGAAGUUAUUCUUUAACCUCUUCACGGAGCUAGGUUACAUGAAGAAAUAUAUCUUUUUUCUGGGGAACGAGCUCUGCCAAUAUGCUGCAUCCCACCCAGACGACCGAAAUAAGGCUCAGAGCUCUUUCUGUGUCUUUCCAUACGUGUUACCGCGCUUGCUGGAGGGCAUCAAUACCGAAGCUGCACAAAGUGGUCUCCAGAAGGAACAGGUGCGGCUCCUGUCGCAAGGCGGCUUUGCCGCGGAAGUGGAUCGCUGUAGCCUCACCACCAUUCGCAACGGGGACGCGUUUGCGGUUGACGCGGCGUAUACUGUUAUUGACAGCGUCAAUCGAGCCGUGAAUGCAGGUGUGAGCCUUAACCGUAGCGCCAACCUUAUUCAGUUUGUUCGAGCGACCUCGCUAGGUGGUUUGACAGGAAACUUUACCAUUGACAAGACAGGGAAUCGUGACGUGGCGUCGUUUGGCCUCGACAUUCAAAUGUUGAAUCGCACCCUUUUCCUCGGAAGCUGGAACAGCAGGCAGUCGCCAUCGUUUCGCUACAAAGCCACUGAGCCUAUUGUCUGGAUGACUGGCAGCACAGAGACCCCGGCAGACACCUUUCGCGAUAUUCAAUUCAUUCUGGGCACAACGGUCUCGGCGAGCCCAGGCGCCAUUGUUCUCUCGGUGUUGGGAUUUGUUGGCACCGUCGCAGUCUUUGCCUUCUGCUACCGCCACUACAAGCUGCAGAAACUUGUGGAACUUAGCCUUCAGAGCAAUUGCGUUCCCGUUACGGAGGAGGAGAUGCGGCGGCUGCGAGGGAGACGUUCACUGGAGCCUGGAGCCUAG
Molecule: messenger RNA, 2667 nt
Organism: Trypanosoma conorhini
Lineage: Eukaryota; Euglenozoa; Kinetoplastea; Trypanosomatida; Trypanosomatidae
Product: putative extracellular receptor
Exons: 1
Coding region: 1-2667 (888 amino acids)
Biological process (GO): G protein-coupled receptor signaling pathway
Cellular component (GO): membrane
Molecular function (GO): G protein-coupled receptor activity
Source: RefSeq, a predicted model, not a curated record